This is a messenger RNA of Cylas formicarius (sweet potato weevil), 5336 nucleotides long. Its product is annotated as protein tramtrack, beta isoform. NCBI's taxonomy places the organism in Eukaryota, Metazoa, Arthropoda, Insecta, Coleoptera, Brentidae. Gene Ontology annotation, biological process: regulation of transcription by RNA polymerase II. Gene Ontology annotation, molecular function: protein binding. Gene Ontology annotation, cellular component: nucleus. The record is from RefSeq and is a predicted model, not a curated record. The coding region runs from base 669 to 2156 and encodes 495 amino acids. The transcript has 7 exons.
AAAAAUAAAUAUGAAAGGUCUAAUUACCGUGUUGAUACGGUGUUGUCAGUAUUUUUGACCCCGUUUUGAGUUCGCGAAGCUUUGUAUUUGAUGCCGUUAGGUUAUCUUAAAAAACAGUUGUUUCCGCAAAGUCGAAGUCAUCUUGCGGCGAUAAAUGAAAGAUAAAAAUGUAGACAAAUUCCAAAAUAAGGGCAUUUUCGUAUGUGAUUUUUUAAGGAACGUUAUUGAUUUGCCUUAGAGGCUUGGUCGACGAAUAUAAAACCUAUACAUGGUUUACGAGGGUCUUACGUGGUUUCUAUUGGCUCACUGAGUCAUAAAAACUCUGGGACACAUUUUUUAUCGGAAUUUUCCAAAUGAUUGAACAUUUACAUAUGCGUUUGCAAAUUUUUAGAAAGUCUAGAAAUCUACAGAAAGUGUUGAAAAUUAAAAGUCGAAUGGGCUUGAAAAGUGCUGAAAUCAGUGUUUUGUUAUGUGAUUUAAGGAAGAUUAUGGAAUUUGAAAAGGAAUGAAAAAUUGCGAGUAUUGAUUAUUUUUUUAAACGUUUUCAACUUCUUUAAAUGUUGUCUCAUAAAGUUUUUUAAAAACGGGACUUAAGGUGUUGUAAACCUGAGAAUUGUGUUGGUUUGGUAGUUUUUGAAACAUAACCAAACAAAAACAACAUAAACAAAAUGCUUCCUCAACAGUAUUGUUUAAGAUGGAGGUACCAUCACUCGAACUUGCAGACCAUGUUCUCCCAGCUUCUUGAAAGGCAGGCCUUCUGCGAUGUAACCCUUGCCUGUGAAGGAAGAACAAUAAAGGCCCACAAAAUUGUUCUUUCUGCUUGCAGUACAUAUUUUGAAACUAUCCUUUCGCAGUAUGAAGAAAAGGAUCCAAUCCUGAUAAUGAAAGAUGUGAAAUAUAUUGAUAUAAAAUGUUUAGUUGAAUUUAUGUAUAAAGGUGAAAUCAAUGUUGAACAUUGCCAUUUAGCAACAUUACUUAAAACAGCAGAGGAGCUACGAAUAAAAGGUUUGGCUGAAGUAUCGUGGAAAGAUGAAGAGCAAACUUCAAGUGUGAGUGAUGGCAAUGUUAAUGGAAUACAGACAGCAAUACCCCAAGUGACGACUGUUAUGGAUACUCCUUCCAAAUAUGACCCUCCUCCAAAUAAGAAGAAGCGUGGGAGACCACCCAUAGAUGAUUAUGACAGCACAUUCACUACUCCGAGAAUAAGUAAUGUUCAAGGAACUACCGAUGAGACUUAUUCCAAUGAUGCCAUGUCUAGCAGUGAACAUGAUCUAAAUAUUUGGGAGGAUGAUCAAGCAAAUGACCAUACAGACAAUGAGGAGUCACCUAUAAAAGUUAAAAAGGAAAUUUCUCAGGAGGAGGAUUUGGAUGACCGUAGCAACAAUUCUUUCUCAUUACAAAAUGAAUCAUCAAAAGGCAGUACAAAUACCAAUGCUAACAGAUCCACAAAUGUAACCACCUCUGGGGGGCAAUCAUUUCUGACUCCCCAAAUUGAAAAGGAAUGGCCAGAUGUCAUUAAAAUGAAUGAAUAUUUAAACACAGGCCGACGUCAACAGUUCUGGGAGGAACCUUUUACCAAACGUGUGAUGGAUGCAAUCAAGACGAAAAAUUUGGAAAUGAAGGUAGCUGCUGAAUUGCUUGGAGUUUCGUAUGGCACAUUAUAUGGGAGGUAUCGAGAUUCCUAUGGAUGUCUCAAGCAUCCUUACAGUUUUCACCCAUUAUUCAAAAGAGUAAGAGACUUCUGGACUGAGCAAGGACCUACCGAUGUGCUGCUGAAAUUGAAACGGAAAGAGAUCACUUUGUUCAGGGCGGCUGAACAGCUGAACGUUACCCCACAGACGUUGUCAAAUUAUUUAAUUUCAAUGUCACAAAUUGACAAUCCCGACAAUUCAAGCGUCCAGUCUAAUCAAGGCGAGUCUUACGAAGAAGGUACUUCGGAAGAUGAAGCUGAUUCCAUCUUGCCAGACAUUCCAUCAAAUAAUACAAAUGUAUUUAAGAAUUUGGUUACCCCUUGCAGUGCAUCCGGAAAUAGGAAUUCGCCGUCAGGCAAUUCGGUGUUGGCUCAUUGCCCUGACAUAACCAUAAUCAAAAAGGAAAAGCUGGAGGGGAAGGUAAACAAUAACUCAGAUCAUUCCGAAAGUAACAGUGACAAAUAAAAUGAGUAUCGUCACCUGCUGUUUCCUUGUACUGAAAAAUGUGACGUUUAUAUUUUCCAAUAUUUAGUAUUUUAUACAGACCAAAGUAAUUUUUGUACUGUCUCUCGUUUAGUUUAAUUUUUAGGAAAAAAGUGACGCUACUUAUAGUACGGUGAAUAUUGUUCGUAGAACUUUGAGGUAGUGAUCUAUUGUGUGUUGCAUAGCAACCUUUAGUAAGUAUUCGAAAUACUGAACCGCUGGGAUAAUCUUUUUCAAGAGGAUGGUUGGACACUUUUCUAAUUGGCAAAUGAUACCUUGGUUUUGUGUAUACUGUCCCAUUGAAGAUGGAAGUUUCUUUGUGAAAACAGUUUUGUUUUUAUCUUCGUUGAUGUAGUAUGUCUGCACCCACAUAAUUUUUCGGCUUAGGCAACAUUAUCUGAAAUGCGUUUGUUUUACCAGGGGAGUUUGUUUGUGCAAGUGUGUUUUUUUACUGUAUUCGCCAGCAAAAAUAUUUUUUUUCAAUGGUUUUUAUGAUUUUGCUUAUAAAAUUAAAAUAAAUUUUAUCCAAAAAUUGCGGCGAAAUGUAACUUAUUUAUUUCUAUCAGGUCCUUGUAUUAGGUGUGACUAAUUCAACACUUGUAAAUAUCAUAACUGUUUAAUUUUUAAAAUUAUAUUUUUAUUUUGCAAGCUAAAUAUUUUUCAUAUAUUGCUUAAUGUUGGACUUACUUGCAUUUGCGAAAAUCUUUGUAACUUAAGCAGCGCUGUUGUAGCCGAUUGAACUAGUCUGAAGUAUAUUUUUUAAAUUUUUAAUUAAUUAAAUUUUAAACUGUGAUUGCUUUCUAUUAACGACGUUCAAUUAUUAUUCUUGUCUAUUUUUGGGACACUAUAGCUGCUUUGAACCGUGUUAUGAUUUAAAUGCGCAGGUCGCGCCGAAUUAACUGAUCAAGGAUUCGUGGGUGAAAAGUGAACUAAUUAUUUAACACUAGUAGUUCAAUCGGAGUGUUCAGAGAGCAAAGUGCUACAUAGGUAUUUCGUCUUAAUAAAGGGGGUGCCCGUAUUGUAAUCUGUUGUAUUGAAGCAUUAGAUUUUGGCUGUGUGAAAUGAUUGGUCUGAUAAUUUUCCGCUCUCUUUUCUCUAUUCUAUUUGGUUAGGAUAUGUUUAUUUAUUUAUUGUUAAAAGUCGCGGAUGAGGUUUGGAACAUUUUCCUGCUUUCUUCAGUCAGUACUUAAGGUUUUAGUAGCUGAAGAUUGGAAUUUUGCAGUAUUGUUUAUAAUUGGUAUUUUUUUUAUAUUUAGUUAUAUUACUAAACUAAUUGAUAGCAACAACUUUCUUUGAAUACUUACUAAACGGUUAUUAGACAGUAUUUUUUCGUAAUAGUUCUUCAAGUAAUUAGUUCGCAUCAACAAUUUUCAAACUAUAGUAUGUCAUUGUACCUGAUUUUCUCUCUACCACGUUUUUCGUUAGCUUGUAGUUGUCGUAUUUUGUUUUACGUAUACAUAUAGCAUCUUAGCAUAUAGCGUAUGGGUUCAUAAGUAUAAAUUUUCUUUUCUAAAAGUUAUCCGGUUUCGGAUGUCCUGAUGCGCGUUGUGUCUAAAAUCCCAGUAUCAACUAGAGCUUACACAUUCCAACCUAUGUAUCUAUAUUAUAAAAAGAAUAAUAAUUAUGAACCUAUUGUAAUAUAAAAUCAAAAAAGGCCAAUUUAAAGCUUCACUUCCUACUUUAAUCUGUUUUAUCCUAAUUUAAAAUAACCUUAGCUUAUGGCAACAUUAUAAGGUAGAUAAGCAGUAAGAUUUCUUAAAAAAUACCACUCAUUUGAAGAUAAUAAAAUAAAAGCAUAUUCUACAAGAACUAUUUGGUACUUUAUUGUAGUUUUUCAUAAAUUUGUAAUAUUUGCAUUUGAUGAUUUUGGUUCACAAAAGACAAGAACGACGUACUAUUUUUCUUAAAAUUGUUUAUCAAGAAAACAAACUAUUUAUAAAAAGCAUUACUUAGUUUUAUUAGUUGCAAUUGUGUUUUAUUAAAACUCCAUUAUUCCUAGAAGAAAUUUCUAAGUAAUGGACAAGAUUCAUUUUUUUUAAAUAUCCUUAGAAAUUUUUUACAUUAAAUAACAGGGUAUUAUUUGCUUAUUUAUAUUUAAAACGAGCAUGAUGUGGUUUUAUUUACUAUUGAAUAAAUAUUGUUGAUUUGCGACCAGUUUGCUUGGGGGACGCUACGAUGUGCGUUAACUUAUAGCGGAUAGUGAAAGUGACUACCAAAAUGUUUUAUGAAAAACAAACGUAUUAUGCUAUUCACGCAAUAUUAUAUAUCGGCAAAAUUAGUUUAGAACUUAGAGGACAUAUCACAGGGUCCAGUCUGUCUGCACUGACUCUUCAAAUUGCAAUCCUGUUAUUAAUGCUUUUAAGUAUGUAGGUGAGCAAGACUCGUACAGGGUGUUCGAGUUUGAAUUGAAUUAUAAAAUAUAUUGAUUAAAAUCGGAACAUAACUCAAUUAUUAAUUAUCUAAACUUAAAUACAAUUAAUCUUUAGCUCAGGAAUCUGAUUUAGUUAGACAUUUGCAAUACUUCAUUCUUGUAAUUGGUAAUUGGUAAUGGUAAUUCAAAAUUAUUUCACAAUUUGUUAUCACUUCAAAUUUAUCUAUGAUUAGCAGUUUUUUUUUACACCCUGUAUGUUAGCCGAUAAGAAGUAGAUAGACUUGUAUAAAUUGCAGUGUAUUUGCUCCACUCUCAGUAUUUGUCAUUUGUGUGCAUUAUAGUUUUUUGACUAAAAACAAUUAUUUAAGAUUUUAUAUAGGUUUAAGAGCUAAGCUAUCUAUUUAAGUCAUUUAAAUAUAUUUAAGUACAUUCAAAAUAUAGGUUAGAGUUUGUCAUAUAUUUGUAUUAAACAUGAAGAAGAGUUUCAUGUUAUCCUAUUUACGACAUAUAUUACCUAUAUAUAUUAUAUGAUGACGUAUAUAUUUAUACAAUUAUUUGUUGAGUGCCUAACAAAUAAGUUUACAAACAUAGAAGAUACUAUUUUACCCCAGUUUUACACAUACUUAAUAGACUAAUUUAAAAAGAUCUGUUAAUUUAAGAGGUUCUAAGGACAUCAUUCAGCAAUUGCAGUAAUACAAUUAUCCCACUAUUAAAGUUUUUAAUUUACAGUAUAACAUUAUCACUUAGUGUAAUGUUUUUUAUGUAGAUUAUUUUUUAUUUAUUACACAUUU